AUGGAUGAAGAGUACGAUGUAAUUGUGUUGGGCACAGGUCUCAAGGAAUGCAUCCUCAGUGGCCUUCUCUCAGUUGAUGGCCUCAAGGUGUUGCACAUGGAUAGAAAUGACUACUAUGGAGGAGCUUCCACAUCUCUCAAUCUUACACAGCUAUGGAAGCGAUUUAGGGAAGAUGACAAGCCACCAGAGGCGUUGGGGGCUAGCAGAGAAUACAAUGUUGAUAUGAUACCUAAGUUUAUGAUGGCCAAUGGAGCCUUGGUCCGUGUUCUCAUUCACACUGAUGUUACAAAGUAUUUGAACUUCAAAGCUGUAGAUGGAAGCUUUGUGUAUAAUAAGGGAAAGAUAUACAAAGUCCCUGCAACAGAUGUUGAAGCACUUAAAUCACCUUUAAUGGGACUGUUUGAGAAGCGCCGUGCUCGGAAGUUCUUCAUUUAUGUCCAAGAUUAUGAAAUAAAUGAUCCCAAAUCUCACGAAGGACUGGAUUUGAAUCAAGUUACAGCAAGGCAGCUUAUAUCGAAAUAUGGAUUGGAAGAUGAUACUAUUGACUUUAUUGGUCAUGCCUUGGCACUUCAUCGUGAUGAUAGUUACUUGGAUGAGCCAGCCAAGGAUUUUGUAGAGAGAGUUAAGAUUUAUGCAGAGUCCCUAGCUCGCUUUCAAGGAGGUUCACCUUACAUAUAUCCACUAUAUGGACUGGGAGAGUUGCCUCAGGCAUUUGCACGUCUAAGUGCUGUGUACGGUGGAACGUACAUGCUGAACAAGCCAGAAUGCAAGGUAGAAUUUGACGAAAAUGGGAAAGCCAUCGGUGUGACAUCAGAAGGAGAAACAGCUAAAUGCAAGAAAGUUGUGUGUGAUCCAUCAUAUCUGCCUGAUAAGGUUCAGAAGGUUGGAAAGGUUUCACGUGCAAUAUGUAUUAUGAGCCAUCCUAUUCCAAACACCAAUGAAUCUCACUCAGCACAAGUCAUUCUGCCACAGAAACAGCUUGGUCGCAAGUCAGAUAUGUAUCUCUUCUGCUGCUCUUAUGCUCAUAAUGUAGCACCCAAAGGAAAAUUUAUUGCUUUUGUUACAACAGAAGCAGAGACUGACCAACCUGAGGUGGAAUUGAAGCCUGGUAUUGACCUUCUUGGACCUGUAGAUGAGAUAUUCUAUGACAUGUAUGACAGGUUUGAACCCUGCAAUGAUCAUGAGACUGAUGGUUGUUUCAUCUCUACUAGCUAUGAUCCUACCACACACUUUGAAACCACAGUUAAAGAUGUGGUCGGGAUGUACAGUAAAAUCACUGGAAAGGCUCUUGAUCUUUCUGUGGACUUGAGUGCCGCAAGUGCUACAUCUGAAGAAUGA
This is a messenger RNA of Sphenostylis stenocarpa, 1338 nucleotides long. NCBI's taxonomy places the organism in Eukaryota, Viridiplantae, Streptophyta, Magnoliopsida, Fabales, Fabaceae. The record is from the annotation of a GenBank genome assembly.